This is a messenger RNA of Pseudophryne corroboree (corroboree frog), 2957 nucleotides long. RefSeq names its product integrin linked kinase (gene ILK). The transcript has 13 exons. Gene Ontology annotation, cellular component: cytoplasm. Bases 195 to 1553 code for a protein of 452 amino acids. Gene Ontology annotation, biological process: signal transduction; protein phosphorylation. The record is from RefSeq and is a predicted model, not a curated record. NCBI's taxonomy places the organism in Eukaryota, Metazoa, Chordata, Amphibia, Anura, Myobatrachidae. Gene Ontology annotation, molecular function: ATP binding; protein binding; protein kinase activity.
CCUCGCCUAAAGCCUCAUCCUCCUCUUAUUGGCUGGUCGUAGCGAAACCACACCUACUGGAGCCAGCUAUUGGACCGGAGCCCCCAGUCACCGCCCAACAGAGACACCCAGCUUCGGAAUGUGACGUGUCUGCGGGGGCGAGCACGUCACAGGGGCUGCGGGAGCGCGCACUGAGGACCUCAACACAAGUCAUCAUGGAUGACAUCUUUACCCAGUGCCGCGAAGGUAACGCCGUGGCUGUUCGAUUGUGGCUGGAUAAUACAGAGAAUGACUUGAACCAGGGUGAUGACCAUGGGUUCAGCCCUCUGCAUUGGGCGUGUCGUGAAGGCCGCAGUAACAUUGUUGACAUGUUGAUAAUGAGAGGAGCCCGAAUCAAUGUUAUGAACAGGGGAGAUGACACCCCACUGCACCUCGCUUCCAGUCAUGGUCACCGGGACAUCGUCCAGAAGCUCAUUCAGUACAAGGCGGAUGUGAAUGCGGUGAAUGAACAUGGUAACUCCCCUCUACACUACUCCUGUUUCUGGGGACAAGAUGACGUUGCAGAGGACUUGGUAAAUAACUCUGCACUGAUCUAUAUCUGUAACAAAUAUGGAGAGACCCCGCUCGAUAAAGGGAAACCCCACCUGCGAGAACUUCUGCGGGAACGGGCCGAGAAGAUGGGUCAAAGUAUGAGCAGGAUCCCAUACAAAGAUACUUUCUGGAAAGGAACCACAAGAACCAGACCACGCAAUGGAACCCUGAAUAAGCAGGCCGGCAUUGAUUACAAGCAGCUGACCCUCAGCCACAAGAUCCACGACAACCAUUCUGGGGAGCUGUGGAAGGGGCGCUGGCAGGGGAACGAUAUUAUCAUCAAAGUCCUCAAAAUACGAGACUGGAGCACGAGGAAAAGCCGAGAUUUCAAUGAGGAGUAUCCGAAACUGAGGAUAUUUUCUCAUCCCAACGUUCUCCCGGUUUUGGGCGCCUGUCAGUCACCUCCCGCCCCUCAUCCUGUGCUCAUCACACAUUGGAUGCCGUACGGAUCCCUGUAUAAUGUUCUGCAUGAGGGGACCAAUCUGGUGGUGGAUCAGUGCCAAGCAGUGAAGUUUGCGCUGGACAUUGCCCGUGGCAUGGCGUUCCUUCACACAUUAGAGCCUCUUAUUCCUCGGCAUUACCUGAACAGCCGCAGCAUCAUGAUUGAUGAAGAUAUGACGGCCCGUAUCAGUAUGGCAGAUGUGAAGCUGUCCUUCCAGUGUCCUGGUCGCAUGUAUUGCCCAGCAUGGAUUGCACCAGAAGCUCUGCAGAAACGUCCUGAGGACAUUAAUCGUCGCUCUGCAGACAUGUGGAGCUUCGCUGUUCUGCUGUGGGAGCUGGUGACUAGAGAGGUUCCUUUCGCUGACCUGUCCAACAUGGAGAUUGGCAUGAAGGUGUCCCUGGAAGGUCUGCGACCCACAAUUCCUCCUGGGAUCUCUCCGCAUAUCUGUAAGCUCAUGAAGAUUUGCAUGAACGAGGAUCCUGCUAAAAGACCCAAGUUUGACAUGAUUGUGCCCAUCCUGGAGAAGAUGCAGGAGAAGUGAUGACCUCUGCUUAUAUUGUCCCGUUCAGACUAUGCUACACAACCACAACUGCUGCCCAAACGUGCAGAGACCGCUGCCCAAACGCGCAGAGACCAUCUCACAGCUACAUACGCCAAAAGCAGACACAACGCAGAGCAAUCUGCCCCCAGUCUAAACCGUCACUCCAGCUAUAAGCCACCAAGUGCCUUCUGGGAGACUGGGGCUCAUUCUUCUGUACCAGAACGAGAUGGUGACCUGGACAACAGCCAUAUUCCGAAUAUUCCACUAUCACUCCUAUAUCCAUUGUCCAAUGCCGGACAGGUUACUGAGCAGUGUUAUAUAAUACCAGUAUUCAGUUGUCCUGCACAUUCAUAGUCUGUAUGUUCCUAAUCUUCCCAUGACAUUUCAUAAGAUGGCCACAUAUUAUGGCAGGUCCUCCAUGACCCUCCUGACCAUUUCCCUGCUCCAGUCCGGUGGGCGCAGUGCGGUGACCACGUCCGUUCCGCACGGUAAUCUGUGAUUGGAUUUUGAUGUGUUAGUUUGGGCUGUGUGAGCAUUUCAUGCUAGCGUUUUCUUUAUAUGUCUCAGGGGCUCCUUAACAGGACCAAUUGCCCCUUGGUACCCCCCUGCAAAAUGCUGUCCACUGCGGAUUUAGAGGCUUGGAUCCAUGACAUUUCAGUGCGGUAACAAAUGCAGUGAAUGGUACCUGGAACGGUGGCCUCCGGGUGGGGAGAACAGGACUAUACCAUAACGUGAGGGGUCCAUAUCUAACCAUUUUCAAUAUAUUGAACGAUUAUUAAUGUAGGGUUCAGAAGGUUGGAACCAUAAUUGGUAUAUUACAAGGUAGUGACGACUGAUGGUUCUAGAGUGGAGACAGCGGUAGGAUUCCCUUUGUCAGCUGUAAUGAAGAACAGCGGAAGCGAUGGGGUUUUAUGCUACAACCAGCGUUUAAGAUUUUCUAAUAGUUAGAGCUGGACACUCUGCUAAACCACCCUGCUCAGUGGUACCGCCCCCGAGGAGCAGAUGCACUGCUCAGUGGUACCGCCCCCGCGGAUCCAAUGCACUGCUCUGUACUGACUGCCCCCGAGGACCAGAUGUACUGCUCUGUAUUGACCGCCCCCGAGGAUCACAUGCACUGCUCUGUAUUGUUGUUGCCUAUGAUAUCCCUGGUGCUUUCGCCAUGUGCCUAGGGCAGUGUACUGUACUAAUUACCCCCUCAUACCUUGCCUCCACACCUCUAUAUAGCAAUGCUCUGCCAAUGUAUAAAUAUGUAAUAUCACUGUAACGUAUUAUAUCUUGGAGGGUCUGCUCCUCACCUCCAGUUGCCUUCUGUCAUUAAGCAGGAGUAGAAAAAAUGUAUUUUUUAUAUAUAUCUAAAUUAAUCAUGCGCACCUUGUGAAAGCUUAAUAAAUAUUAUUCUACAAA